GUCCCGGUCUUGGGGAUGAGUUUUGAUUUUGUGUGAUUUUGUCCUUUGUCCUUGCAGGCUGUCUUUUUGUGUGUCGUUUGUAAGGCUUUUCCUUCUCCGCGGUGUUUAGAUGUGUUUUGAUUUGGUGUGAGUGGGUGUCGUUUGUGUGUGUGUUGCCUUAGGGAAUUUCGUGUGGUGUGUGCUUUGUUUCCCUCGAUUUGGAUUUUAUUUUUUUGAGCUGUACGUUUUGAUGGGGGCUGGGGUUAUGUUUUCAUGUGUUGGCUUUAGUUUUUGUGUUUGUGAGAUGCUUUGGUGAGAGUUUGCAUGUGUAUUUUGGCUUUUGUGGGGCUUUGGGAUUAGGGAGGGGACAUCAGCCACUACUCCGUUCCUGCCCACACCCAUGAAGGGCAGAGGAUCAGGCCAAGCAUCACGAAUCGUGGGUUCGCCGUGCUCCGCCGCAUCGGGCUCUGGACGCUCGAGACCAGAGGGAAACAAAAGUGGUUCCCGAGGGGGCGCCCGCUGGUCGUCAAAACCUCGCGGGCCCGGAGGCGCCGGUGCUGGGUCAGAAUCACAGAGCCCCCCUCGCGGGGUACCGUGGCCCAGCCGCCGUCCCCUUGCCCACCCCGUCCCCUGUGAGUCGGUCUCCCCUUGCGCCUGGACAACGUGCUUCGGACCGUCCGGACUCCCGCAGCGUUGGCCCAAGGGGCGGGUCCCUGCAGCGGAGCAGGUGACGAACCACUUCGGAGGACACGGAAUUGACGCUGUGGCCCUAGAGAUACGGGACAAGGGGCCGGAACGCGGGGAGUCUAGGCUCAGAUGGGCGUCGGGAUCCCGGGAAAAUCCCCCAUCUCCCUUGACCGCAGCCCUAGAAUCCCAGAAACCCAACUCCGCGCAGCUUUCGGUUUGGAGAGCCCGCCCUGGUUUGCAAGCACAGAUACAUGUGCCCACACCCGAACACACGCAGACACCGCCAGAGAGCGAGACAGCGAGCGGGCGCCUCAGUAGCAGUGGCCUGUGGGGCGGAACCGGCGCUGGCGCCGCCUCAAGGGGAAACCGAACUGUAGUGACCGGAAAUGUUCCGAGGACAGAAUAAGCCAUUCCUUCUGUCCACGUUGCUAGGACUUCUCCAGCUCAAUACACCUUGGUUUGUUUAAUGUUACGCGAGGGACAAGAGGAGAGGCAAAUUUAGAAGCAGAGACACAUACUGGCUCAAUUGGCGAGGAAAUACAAGCAGAGUCUAUACAGAAAGAAAUAUGGAACGGGGAGACUAGACUGUGGGGAAGGCAGAUUGGAGGCCCCGAAAAGGGGCUGGUGCGGAGGCUCCUCCAGGCCCCUGCUUGCUCUGGCAUUCUGUGAGAAGGAGAAAGCAGAAACCGAAAACAGAGAGUGACAGGAAAAGAAAAGAGACGCAGAAGGGGUUGGCCUAGGCACGCUGCGAGCUUCCCUCCAGCUAAGACGCUGAGGGCAAGGGAGGGGGAGGCCGACGUUGCCAGGCGAGGGGCCAAGGUCGGGCUCUUUAACUCAGCCAGGAAACAUCGUGGGGGGCUCCAGGGCUUGUGGAGCCCGAACUGGAGCUCAGUUCCGGCCCGGUGCCCCUCUUCCCUAGACGCCUAGCCCGGAAUCUAGCAAAGGCUGGGCCAUCGCAGUCCGCCGCUGGGCCUCCCUCUGUGCGAGUCCUGGGAGAAGCCGCAGGGAAAGACUCUGGCACUGGGGCUCGGCUCCGGAGCUCGCGCAGAGCAUGAGUGGGAGCCGACAUCCAGGCAGGAGGCAAAGAAGAGGCCCCGCCCUAAAGCUAAGGGCCCAGUUCUUCGAGAGCCUGUGGCCGGAGCUGGACUCACAGGAUUCGGGGUCCGCACAGCGCGCACGUGGUACCGCAUCUUCGGCAGGCGGCGCCCCCAAUGCCCAGCCCCGCCCUGCUUCGUUUGCCGGGCCUGAACGGUGUCAGCAUUGAGGGUGGACGCCGAGUCGCGGCGAGUUGGUCCCUUGCGGUAUAAACUUGGGUCUUGCCUAGGGGCGGUGCCGGGAUGGAUGGGGGCGCCUCUCCAACUGCAACUUCCCCAGCGCAGAACGCAAAAAGCGCACUUCGCGGGCCAGCAGCCGCCUUGGGGUUUCAGGCGGCGCCCGCGGCAGAAAGGAGCUGAGGAUUGGUUUGGGUCAAAACACCCAUUUCAGCUGGCAGUGGGGUCCUCUGCGUAUACAGGGCUUCCAGCUCCGGGUGCUGGCUUCCUGGGGCACCAUGUGCCAGCGACUCGCCACCCGGAGAUACUUGUGUUGCGCUAGAAUACGCGAUGGGUCUGUGUUCGGGUAACCUGGGGCUCAUGGUGGGUUGUUGCUGUUGUUGUUUUACUUUACCGCUUUUCUUGCUUUCAUUAGAAAUGUUACUGAGAGAAGCCUCAAAGAGCGCAGACCUGGGUCGUUUGGAUGGGUUCAUUUCAACUCAAAUCCAGUAAUUCAAUUCAGUUCCACGACUGGUUUCCAGCGCACAGGUACACAUGGCAGACGUCAAGUGUAUGCCGUAUGCAUAUGCACAGAGACGCUAUUUGAAGGCAACUCUUGGAGAAUUUUGAGAUAAAAUUCACUCUCCUGGAGUUACAUUCGCAAUAUAUGAAUAUGGAAAACAGGCAAUCAGUUGUAUUUAAAAUUUGCCAACACGUCCCAGCAAUCCACUCUCACCUAAGAAUCCAAAAUAGGGCAUUGAAAAGAUUUACUGGCAUUCUGGUUGUUUAACAUUGAAAACAAGUGUAAAUCAGUUCAUUUCUCUUUAUGUUUAUUUUCAAAUUUAACAAUACCAUAAUAAGUGUAAGUAAUAAAACCAUAUUUUGCUAAA
Messenger RNA from Mandrillus leucophaeus (drill), 2806 nucleotides. RefSeq lists its product as uncharacterized. The coding region runs from base 380 to 1072 and encodes 230 amino acids. NCBI's taxonomy places the organism in Eukaryota, Metazoa, Chordata, Mammalia, Primates, Cercopithecidae. The transcript has a single exon. The record is from RefSeq and is a predicted model, not a curated record.